AUGUUAAAAUACUUGGUGGUUUGCUUUCUGUUGGUGGCCCCACCUGCCUAUGUUGAGACUGCACCAUUACAUCGUGCAAGCCAAGCCUUACCUAACAGCUACAUUAUUAAACUCAAGGAUGGAGUGGAUGUCAGCUCCGUGAUUGGGGAAUUUACUCAAGACGCCACCGUGCGACGGAAUGGGGUUGUCAUUCAAGACACGUUCACGGGUGUUCUGAACGGCUUCACAGCCAAGUUAUCGGAGAAAUCUUUACAUCAUAUACUGGCUCUGGAGGAGGUUGAAUAUGUCUCUGAGAACGGAGUGAUUCCAUUGCCCAAGAUUUUUCCUUGUGCUCGUCAAGUUGGUCGGGUGGACCAGCAAGGCUCAGCAAGUCAAUGGGGUUUGGACCGAAUUGACCAGAGAAAUCUUCCCCUGGAUGGCCAAUACAAUCCACCAAAUCAUGGAGAGAAUGUGGAGAUUUGGGUGUUUGACUCCGGCAUUAGGGCUACCCAUCAGGAUUUUGCAGGAAGAUCGGUCACUAUCGCUUACGAUGUGAAUAACAAUAAUGGUAACGAUCCCUACGGUCACGGCACGUUGGUUACCUCUGUCGCGGCAGGCAAUCACUAUGGUGCGGCCAAUAAAGCCAACAUUGUCGUAGCUAAUGUGAUUGGUAACGCGUUAGGUACCUGGUCGGCUCUCAUCAAGGCGCUUGACAUCAUGUUUAACACAGCUACCAAGCCAGCAGUCGCUUCCAUCUCAUUAGGUCAAAGUGGCACACACAAGGUUCUUGAAGACGCCAUGACACGCACGAUGGAUAAAGGAUUCACGAUUGCGGUAGCAGCGGGAAAUGACAACGUUGACGCUUGCCAAGAUUUCCCAGCGAACUUCAAACGGGUCAUAACCGUUGGUGCGUCCACGAAAAGUGACACUCGCUGGUACGCCUCAAACCAUGGCAGCUGUGUCGAUAUUUUUGCCCCUGGGAAAGAUAUGAUUGGAGCAUAUAUUAGAAGUGAUUCUGAUGUAGAAACAGUCAGUGGCACGUCGGAAGCAACACCUCUUGUUUCAGGUGCAGUUGCUAUAUUGCUAUCAACGCAGAAGGAUUUGAACCACGAUCAAGUGAAAGCCAAACUUCUCAGCAAUGCCACUCCAAAUGUCCUCCAAGAACCUCUCCCAGGGGGCUCCCCUAACCUGUUGCUCUAUGUAGUGUAGAGAAUGACCUCCUUUAGCAACACACUAAUUCACAAGGAGUGUUUCAAGAAUACACACUAACAUUGAUGGGAAAUUAACUUUAAAAUGAUCCCUUGUGAUGAUUUCCAAUAUAGGUCUCGAUAAUGAUUAUCAUUGGAUAGAAGGAAGUCAAAUUGUCUCUCUGCAUUGAAGCUGAGAAAGUAAUUUAAAAAGAAAAGAAAGUAGUAUACAGUCGGUCAAAACAAUCAGUUUAAACCUAUGGAUUAUCCUUAAUGACCACUGACAAUAAAUCAGACCUUUGAUGAUACAUUCCGUUUGUUUUAUUCGUAGAUUUUAGGGGUUUUGCCCGAAGAGGCGCAACACAUUGAGUGCUGUGUAUAUGUUCGUGAAAAGGAUUCGUUGGUUGACUACGAAGCCAACAAACCCAAAUUCUUGUCUAAAAGCGUCUUGAGACUGCAGAUUCGCCGUCACAUUUGUUCAUGUAACUGUCCGGCACUUGUCUAAAGGAGCAGUUUGUAGGAACCCUAUUACGUAGGUCCAGUGGUGUAAA
Molecule: messenger RNA, 1717 nt
Organism: Acanthaster planci (crown-of-thorns starfish)
Lineage: Eukaryota; Metazoa; Echinodermata; Asteroidea; Valvatida; Acanthasteridae
Biological process (GO): proteolysis
Molecular function (GO): serine-type endopeptidase activity
Source: RefSeq, a predicted model, not a curated record